GGCUCGGCGGCGGUUGCUGGCGGAGCCUGGGAGGGCGAGGAGGCUAUAGUUACCUCCGCCGUCGCAUCCUCGAGGGAGUCGUGUCGCCGCCAUCCCCGCCCCCGAGCUUGUCCACCGCCUCUGGAGCUCUUGUGUGCUCCCGGGAAUCUCGCUAGCUGUCUGCCCUUGGCCUUGCGGACCGCGCCUCCAGCAGCAUGUGUGGUAUAUUUGCAUACUUAAACUACCAUGUUCCUCGCACAAGACGAGAAAUAUUGGAGACCCUAAUCAAAGGCCUUCAGAGAUUAGAAUACAGAGGAUAUGAUUCUGCAGGUGUGGGUGUUGAUGGAGGCAAUGACAAAGAUUGGGAAGCCAAUGCCUGCAAAAUUCAACUCAUUAAGAAGAAAGGAAAAGUUAAGGCAUUGGAUGAAGAAGUUCACAAACAACAAGAUAUGGAUUUGGAUAUAGAAUUUGAUGUACACCUUGGAAUAGCUCAUACCCGUUGGGCAACACAUGGAGAACCCAAUCCUGUCAAUAGCCACCCCCAGCGCUCUGAUAAAAAUAAUGAAUUUAUUGUUAUUCAUAAUGGAAUCAUCACCAACUACAAGGACUUGAAAAAGUUUUUGGAAAGCAAAGGCUAUGACUUUGAAUCUGAAACAGACACAGAAGCAAUUGCCAAGCUUGUUAAGUACAUGUAUGACAACUGGGAAAGUCAAGAUAUCAGUUUUACUACCUUGGUGGAGAGAGUUAUCCAACAAUUGGAAGGUGCUUUUGCACUUGUAUUUAAAAGUGUUCAUUUUCCUGGGCAAGCAGUGGGCACAAGACGAGGUAGCCCCCUGUUGAUUGGUGUGCGGAGCGAACAUAAGCUUUCUACUGAUCACAUUCCAAUACUUUAUAGAACAGCUAGAACUCAGAUUGGAUCAAAAUUCACACGGUGGGGAUCACAGGGAGAAAGAGGCAAAGACAAGAAAGGAGGCUGCAAUCUCUCUCGUGUGGACAGCACUACUUGCCUUUUCCCUGUUGAAGAAAAAGCAGUAGAAUAUUACUUUGCUUCUGAUGCAAGUGCUGUCAUUGAACACACCAAUCGUGUCAUCUUUCUAGAAGAUGAUGACGUUGCAGCAGUUGUGGAUGGCCGUCUUUCUAUCCAUCGAAUUAAACGUACUGCAGGAGAUCAUCCUGCUCGAGCUGUGCAAACCCUCCAAAUGGAACUCCAGCAGAUCAUGAAGGGCAACUUCAGUUCAUUUAUGCAAAAGGAAAUUUUUGAGCAGCCAGAGUCUGUUGUGAACACGAUGAGAGGAAGAGUCAACUUUGAUGACUACACUGUGAAUUUGGGUGGUUUGAAGGAUCACAUUAAGGAGAUACAGAGGUGUCGGCGUUUGAUUCUUAUUGCUUGUGGAACAAGUUACCAUGCUGGUGUAGCAACACGUCAGGUUCUUGAGGAGCUGACUGAAUUGCCAGUGAUGGUGGAACUAGCCAGUGAUUUCCUAGAUAGAAACACACCAGUCUUUCGAGAUGAUGUUUGCUUUUUCAUUAGUCAAUCAGGUGAGACAGCAGAUACCCUGAUGGGUCUUCGGUACUGUAAGGAGAGAGGAGCUUUAACUGUGGGAAUCACAAACACAGUUGGCAGUUCUAUAUCAAGAGAGACAGAUUGUGGUGUUCAUAUUAAUGCCGGUCCUGAGAUUGGUGUGGCCAGUACAAAGGCUUACACCAGCCAGUUUGUAUCUCUUGUGAUGUUUGCCCUUAUGAUGUGUGAUGACAGAAUCUCCAUGCAAGAGAGACGCAAAGAGAUCAUGCUUGGAUUGAAACGGCUGCCUGAUUUAAUUAAAGAAGUACUGAGCAUGGAUGAUGAAAUUCAGAAAUUGGCAACAGAACUUUAUCAUCAGAAGUCAGUCCUGAUAAUGGGACGAGGCUAUCAUUAUGCUACUUGUCUUGAAGGGGCACUGAAAAUCAAAGAAAUUACUUAUAUGCACUCUGAAGGCAUCCUUGCUGGUGAAUUGAAGCAUGGCCCUCUGGCCUUGGUGGAUAAGUUGAUGCCUGUCAUCAUGAUCAUCAUGAGAGAUCACACUUACGCAAAGUGUCAGAAUGCUCUUCAGCAGGUAGUUGCUCGUCAGGGGCGCCCUGUGGUGAUUUGCGAUAAGGAGGAUACUGAGACCAUUAAAAACACAAAAAGAACAAUCAAGGUGCCACACUCAGUGGACUGCUUACAGGGCAUUCUCAGCGUGAUCCCUUUGCAGUUGCUAGCUUUCCACCUGGCAGUGCUGAGAGGCUAUGAUGUUGAUUUUCCACGGAAUCUUGCAAAAUCUGUAACCGUCGAGUAAAAAGCAUCUGAAACUUGGGAAGAUUAAACAACACAAGACACCUUUUGUAUUGAAAGCUUUGAUUUAAGAUAUCACCCCCCUGGAAGCCUUUUUUAGUAAAUUCUUAUUUAUAUAUCAGUUAUAAUUAUUCCACUCAAUUUGUGAUUUUUGUGAAAUUGCUUCUUAUAUUUUUCCAGUAAAAUGUGGGGGAGUUUGAAUAAUGAAAUCUAAAUUGGAAUCUGUAUUGGAAAGAUUUUAGCUGUCUUUUUCUUUAAAGAAUGCUGGGUGUUGAAUUUAUGGGUCCCCCACUUCAAUUUAAGAGGACUGUAUAUUUUAAAAAUAAUUGGCAUUUGUUUUACUGUGCAUUUAUUCAUUCAGACCAAUCAUAGAGUUGUGCAUUUAUUUGGGCUUUCUAAAUCCAGUGGUAGUAUAUGUGAACACUUGGAUGUUUAUUGAAGGUUUUGCUAAGUUAUAUAUAAACAGAAGAUGCUGUGAUUUAUUUCAGAACUUGUUUCUAUUUUGUUUUUAAAUCAAACUGUAAUACUUAAAGGCUUAAAACUUUUCUUGGUGGGAUUUAUAUCUAAGGUCAGUUAACCUUAGUUCUCAUACUUAUCCGUUAUCUGUAGGUGGAGGUGAUUUAGGCAACAGAAUAUUAUAGUAGUGCAUUGAUGUUCUCCAAUGCACUUAUAGAGAACACAUGUACACAAUUUUAUAGCACAAACUUUAAAUUUGAAUUGCUUUGGACAAUUGGACAAUUGAUAACGUGAUUUUAAAUUUGAAGAUAGGAUGUUGGGUAACCCACUCCUUGUUUUUUCAUCUAAAAUAAAUUUUUAUUUCCUGUGUUUAUAAUCUUUAUUUUUAAAGUAACUGUUGAAUGACAUAUUUGUAUCUUGUUCUCGAAAUCACAACAGAGCUGCUAUCAAGUGUUUCAGAUUGUCAAUAUAUUCAAUAUUCUUUUCAACUUUGUCCCAUGAAAGAAUUUCCUACAGUUAAUUUUGACUUUCUUUACUGCCUUGUUGCAUAAAACUAAUAAACCUUUAGUGUCAGUUUGGAAAUUCUCUGAAAUCGUUUAGAAGAUUUGCAAGUCUUUGGCUCUUAAAUGGGUAUGGUAGGCUAGGCUAAGAAAAAUUUAUGUUUUACACUGAUAUUAGUAAAUAAAGGGCAUCAUAUUUAGUAUUCCUAGAUUUUUUCCUCUGUAUUUUCUGUGUUCUACCCUGAAAUUUAUUUAGGAAUGAAGAUGAUGUAAAUAAAGUGGUGUAAGAUGUCUUCAGCUGGUUGCGGUUACAAGUGGAAGUUGACACUUUGGGUUAAAAUAUUUAAAGUAGAAUAUUAGUUAGAUACCCCAAAAAUGUGAGUUAAAAUUUUUUUCACAGAGUUUUUUGGUUUAGAUCUUGAGGGCUAUAGGAGAGUGUGCUUAUGUUUUGGUUAAGCUCUUUCAAAAGUACUCACUUUUAAAUUGUGAAGGUGAAAUAUUUAGCAUAAUUUCGAGUAAGUUCAGUCUUUUAUUUCCUUUUUUUGUGUUUGAACUUCUUGAUGAGGUUAGGAUUUUGGAUAGCUAUUAUUGCUACAAGAGAAGUAUAAAACACUGCUUGUGCAUGAUGGGUAGAGAAAGAAGUGGCAUAUUUUGAGGUAAUUUGGAAGGAAUCAUUGAUGGAGACUAGGGAUCUCAUUGUUUUUAAAAAUAAAAUAUGGUCACUAUUUACAUCAUACACACACACACAAACACAUACAGCUGCUAUAGCUGUAUUUACCUACUUUGUUUAUAAGAUUAUUUUCUGUAAGCGUACUAGUUUUAGUAUAUGUAUUAUAUCAUUUCUUAUAUUUGGUACGGCAGCAUUUGACACGUGUAUGGGUUUGUAGCAUUAUUUUAUUGACAUACAUGACAUAAACAUAAUUAUUGUGUAUUGUUAUGGGGUACAGUGUGAUGUUUUGGUAUAUUGUAAAAUGAUUAACUCAGGAUACUUAGAUUAUCCAUCAUCUCAAACAUUUAUCAUUUUUUUUGUGUGAUAAGAACAAUCAGAGUGGUCUUUUGUAUCUAUUUUGAAUUAUACCGUUUGGUACUGUUGGCUGUCAUCACUUUCUGUGUAAUAGAAUUCCAGAACUUACUUCUGUCUGGCUGUGAUUUGUACCCCAAAUCACACUCCAUACACAAAUACUCCAAGCUAGGGUAAGUUCUAAACUGAGUAUCAAAAACCAAAUUGAAGGAUGAAGUGGUAUUUUCCAAACAUGAUUUUGUUUCCCUUUUCUCUCUUCUUGCUCUCUACCCCAUUUAAUAUUGUGAUUUUUAAAUGUUUUUAUAAAUUAAUUUUUAACACAUAAAAGGUCUUGCAGUGAGGCAAGGCUAAAUAAGUGAGCAUACCCAGUUAAAGCCAAUGUAAUAUAGACUAUUUAAAAAAAUGUGUUUUUCAGAAAAAGGUAUUCUACAAAAGGAGCUCUUUAUAUAAAAAGUUUUCUUAUAGUACAUUUAAAGUUUAAAUUCAGUCAUAUGCCGUUACCCAGUGGGCCCUUUUUAGUCAGGGGACAUCUAACACAUGGCCCAGUAAAUAAUUAUUACUUUGGAGUCAACUUUUCCACUUUAAAAAUCACAUAUACCAUAGGAUAAAUAUAAGAGGAAAAAAAAAGUUGUCAGCUCUUUUUAGUUUGUUAUAACUAUGUCAACGGUUUUUUUUUUUUUUUUUAUGACUAUCUAUUAUAAGCUGUGCAGGUCAUUUAAAAUUACAUCUUCCUUCUCAAAAAAUGUCUGUCCCCAGGUAGACUUGUCACUGGAGAAGAGUAGCUAGGUUCAUUGAAAGGCAUGGGUGCUGUGAGUUGAGUGGAUUUGUUUACUUAAAUGAUGGUCUAAGUUUGGGGGCAUAUCAUAUAUAAUGUUUAUAAGAAAUGAAAUGCAUGUGCAGAGUGAGCUGUAAUCACAGGCUAUAAACAAUACAGAGUCAUUAACAUGCAGAUGAAAAACAAUCAAGUGUUCCUGCUCCUCAGAGGCAACUGACACAGGGUAGAGUGCAGAUGGGCUAUUUCUCUUUUGAAAGUUUUCUUAGGUUGUUUCUGAGGUGAUACUGUCUUCUUUUAAAUCCGGGUCUCUUGUCCUGAGUUAGUUCUGAGGAUGGAGAAAAGGAGCCUAUUUGAGGGUCAUUGGUAAUAUUCCUCUGACAUUUAUUUCAUUACUCUUCAAAGAAGGAAAACCAGCUGAAGUGUUUGUUUUUACAAACAUAUUUUAAGUCCUUUGGGUCAGCUCUUUCUCUUAUCUUUUUUAAAAAUAUAUAUAUGUAGAUAUAUAUGUAGGAUAUUCUAUAGCAAUAAAAGAGAAAGACUGGUGUUACCUAGUUAUUAUAUGCUACAAAUUAAGUGAUUUUUCUGAAAAAAGCACAAAAUCAUUGAAAAGUAUUUAUUGAAAAAGAAUUCAUAGUUCACGUUGAAUUUGUAAAGGCCAAAGAAAUUGAGGAGAAUGGUAAAGAUAUUUCAUUUUGUGAGAUCUACAUAUUUAGUAAAUUUUGUGUACAAGAAUGACAGGCAGUAUUUUACCCACAGAAACACAUUUCAGUUUUUACUGUUAAUAGUCUCAAGUUUAGAAGUUUUAACAUAUAAAUCUGUUUUUACCCACUAUAUUUAAAGAUUGUUAAUAAACAUUUCAGUUAUCUCCCUAGCUUGAUGAAUUUAAACAUUGUCUUUAAAUCUAGGACAAUGACAACUAAUAGGACUAAUCAUAUUAGCUUCAAACCAGUAAUAUCCAGGGUUAAAAUUAUAGUUAGCUAGCAAGAUUGUUAAGUUAUGCCAUAUUAACUUGUAAGUAUGUAAUAGCUUCAUGUGGAAAUGUUACAUAAUAUACGAUAACUAAUGGUUAAUGAGAACAUCUUAGAAAUUCUCAAAUUACCUUGCUUUCUAUACUAGUUUUCAGAAUGAUUAUAGAAAUGAUCCUGUUAGCUUUUUGGAUGUUCUGUGGUUGAAUGUGUUUUUGCCUAGAUAAAACUUUUGGUAUUUGUUUAAAUUAUACUUCUUGUGAGGGGAGGGGUUAGGGUUGUUGCUUGUUUCAGUUUUGUGUUGUUUGAAACGAAUGUUCAGUUUUCUGAGCCAAUUGGUCAUUUCAUCCUUAUGACUUGUAAUUUCAGUGACUCUAAGCCAGAACUGUGAAUAGAUUACCAAAAACUUUUGCUAAGAAUUUCAUUUUGAAGCAAUCUGCCAAUAUUUAAAGCAUAUACAUGUAUGUAGUUGUUUUAAAAAUUGUAUUGUACUAAGAAAUAUAGACAUUGUUUUACUUUAGUUCUUAGUAAACAUUAGUGACACUGAACAUUUACUAAUUAACUUUAAAAAAUAAGAAAUGAUUGCAUAAAUAUUAUCAAAAGCCACAUUUCUGUAUUCUGGCUUCCCAGUUGUUUUAAAAAGGAUCAUUAGAUAAAACAAAUGCUGGAUACUCUUUCUGAUAUCAUACUCCAUAAAUAAUAUACUUUCUCAAGUCACUUUAAAUUUUUUGCAGUAAGCUGUUGCAGAUUUUCAGGAUUUGCAGUAAUCAGAAAUUUCAAGUGAAUUCAUAGUUGCAAAAGAAGGAUAUAUAUUAUAUAUAUAAUAUAUAAUAUUAUAUAUAUAUGGUAAAUGAGUGACAAGACAAUCUAAGUAGUAUCUGGGAAUCUGUAAAUUGUAGAACAAAGAUUCCCUUUACAGAAUUAUUUUAUAUACAGCAAGCUAGAUGCUUUCCCCAGUGCUCACAGCACUUGCUCAGUUUUGCAGGAGACCAGGGUGGUUGGAAUGGACAGAUGUGCUAUUGGGUCUACCCACUCAGUAGAGUCUGUGGACUCUCCCUCUCUCUCCUGUGCUCUGACUCUGUAGAAACUAAGACUGCCUCAUCAGCGUGAAUCAUGUUUUCUAAGAUCUAUCCUUUUGAAGUAAAAUUCAACCUUACUUCUAAGUGAACAGUUUUCUUUCAGUUCUUUGCAGUUGAUUAUCAGUAUUUACUGAGACCUUACUGAAGGCCAAGAAGUAAUAUCCCUAAAAGUUAAGAGGGCACUUUUCAUUAAAUGGCACUUGGAAAAAAAAUACUUCUUUAAUUUUUUUGGAUGAAGGAAAGAAGUAAAGGCUAAGUUUCUCUCAAUCAUCUGAAGGUAAACGUGCUUCUUUCAUUUUUUAAGAUAAUAUAGGAGCUUUAUUUAACCUUAUGACCAUCCUGGAAACAGAAACUAAUCUUGUGCUAAUGUACAGAAGAGUUAUCAGAAUAUGAGUCAUUUAAAAGCUGACCCCUUCCCAGGUGCUAUAUAUGUGAUGAAAUGAAUUCAUCAUUCUCUUUGGUGAGCAUGUAUACAGGAAAUUAUUUCCAAGAUUGAAACAUACUUUGUGAACUUACAUUAACAUGCUUCAUUAACUUGAAUUCCAGGAUCCACUUAUGUAUUUUCUUGUAGAGACUGCUGCUACUUUAUCCAUAUUUUCCUUUUUAUAUUUCAGGAUAUCUUGAAUAUGAACUUUGGGUGUGUAAUUGAAAAUAUGGAACUAAAAAAUGGAGCUUUUUAAACAAUUAGAGAAGUGCCCUCUGGAUAGAGUUUUUUUCUUUUCACCUAUCAUUCUGCUUCUCUGUAUAAAAUUAAAAAGAUUCUUUACAUAAUUUGAAUGGAAACAAGUGGUGUUAUUUCCACGUUUUUAAUUAAUGCAGUAUACCAAGUGAUUUAGAAGCACCCAAGUAUUAAAAAAAACAUAAACAUGUAAAAAAUUUAACGCUGUGCACACUUGGGAUUUUUACCUCUGUCACUCAGCUUUGUGUGUUUUGAGAUGGAGAUAAGUAUAGCAAGAUCAUGGGAGGAAAAUUGCCAGAAUUCCAAAGCACAUAGUAUGAUAUUCAUGGAGAAUUUCAGAUCUGUUAUACCUAAAAGACAAACCAUAACUAACCAACCCCUUUGUUCUUAAAUUACACAUUUUUUUUUUUCAUUCGUGAGACCCAAAAGUUGCUAUUCAUUAAUUCUAGAUAAACACCCAGGCUGCAGAGAACUAGAUGUAUCAGAAUCACUGCAGUUUGUUUCUGGCAAUAGCUCCCUUUCAGGUAACUUUGUUGUCCUUAUUCCAGUGUGGCCUCAGUCAUUGAUGUUUUACUAUGGCGAGGUCCGUGUGACAUCAACCCAUUAGAAAACUUGAUCCACUGUCUUCACAUAAUGCCUCCAGUAAAUGGAAAAUAUCUGAGACAAUAAAGACUUAAUUUCUAGGCAAGAGAAAUAAAAUUGUAUUAUAUUUGAGUUUCUUUCUGUUAGACUUGUCUGUGUCUAGACAGUUUUGAUUUAGGGGGCUUUUAAAAAAAAAAUCACAUUUUGUUUGUAGAAUUGUUUUGAAGUACCAAGCUUAUUUGCUUUGAAUUUUAUCUCCUGCUUUCUUAAUUUUUUUAAUUCUUUGAAUAAAAUGAUUUUUUAAAAAUUAAUUUACUUUCACUGCUGCUAUGUAGAAAUCUAGGAACUGUGGGACAUCUUUGUAGGAUUUCCAUCUUUGUUCUUAGUUGUUAACUUGGAGACCCAUGUGUUAUUAAAAUUAAAGCAUUUCUUUGAACAAAUCCAACAAAUUAAAUCUGAAAUUUCUUUA
Marmota monax (woodchuck) is the source of this 8816-nucleotide messenger RNA. It is a transcript of the gene Gfpt1, whose product is annotated as glutamine--fructose-6-phosphate transaminase 1. Lineage: Eukaryota; Metazoa; Chordata; Mammalia; Rodentia; Sciuridae. Gene Ontology annotation, molecular function: carbohydrate derivative binding; L-glutamine:D-fructose-6-phosphate transaminase (isomerizing) activity. Gene Ontology annotation, biological process: UDP-N-acetylglucosamine metabolic process; carbohydrate derivative biosynthetic process; fructose 6-phosphate metabolic process. Bases 195 to 2294 code for a protein of 699 amino acids. The record is from RefSeq and is a predicted model, not a curated record. The transcript has 20 exons.